Messenger RNA from Erythranthe guttata (spotted monkey flower), 812 nucleotides. The record is from RefSeq and is a predicted model, not a curated record. NCBI's taxonomy places the organism in Eukaryota, Viridiplantae, Streptophyta, Magnoliopsida, Lamiales, Phrymaceae.
ACUAAAAGAAGGAAAAGAUGGGAUUAAUCUCACACAGAGUGAAGAGAAGCGAUUUGAAAAUCGGGGACCAUAUCUACACAUGGAGGAAUCUCUUCAUCUACACUCAUCACGGUUUCUUUCUUUCUUUCUUUAUUCUUCUUUCCCUUUUCUCCAUUUCUUUUUUCAUUCUACAUUGUAUUUCAGGCAUCUACGUCGGUGACAACAAAGUGGUGCACUUCACUCUUGACCAGGGUUCGAGUUUCUCAUCGUCCUCCGUUUCGACUGUACCGAUUGCCUGUCUGAAUUUUCCAGACAGCUGUUGCUCAACGAGUGGAGUCAUUAUCUCUUGCCUGAAUUGCUUCCUUCAAAAUGGAUCUUUGCACCGUUUUGAGUACGGAGUUAGUUUCCUAGCUUAUAGCGCUAAAAUCCGAGGCGGCUGCACUGCUGCAAAAUCCGACUCGAUGGAUGUGGUGUUUUACAGAGCUAUGUAUUUGCUUUGGAAUGGAUUAUUUGGGGACUAUGAUUUGUUCAGUAAUAACUGUGAGGACUUUGCUCUCUACUGUAAAACGGGAUUGCUUGUCCUUGCCGGGACAGAUUCUUCUUCGGGAGGCAGCAGCGGUCAAGUGAUGUCUGCUGUAGCGGGCCCCACUUCUGUGAUUCUUUCUUUGCCCCUUCGAAUAUUCUUCUCGAACCCAAUUGUUCUUACAGCAGCAACUACUUUCUAUUUGUCUCGUUAUGUUUGUGACAUUGGUGUGUGCGAUGAUGCAAUUAAGGUUAAGGUAGAGGACUUAGCAUCGAUCCGUGGUAAUCAAACUUCGGCGAGGCGGCUCUAA